Molecule: messenger RNA, 2394 nt
Organism: Hippopotamus amphibius kiboko
Lineage: Eukaryota; Metazoa; Chordata; Mammalia; Artiodactyla; Hippopotamidae
Gene: SLC9A4
Product: solute carrier family 9 member A4
Exons: 12
Coding region: 1-2394 (797 amino acids)
Biological process (GO): sodium ion transport; proton transmembrane transport; regulation of pH
Cellular component (GO): membrane
Molecular function (GO): sodium:proton antiporter activity
Source: RefSeq, a predicted model, not a curated record
AUGGGUUUUCAGAUGCUUGUGCCUUUCAGUCCUUGGAACUGGUUUUUCUUGCUAGUGGCCCUGAACUGUUGUGGAGCAUCUUCUGACCUGAACGAAUCCACAGAUUCCUCUGCCCAGCAUGAGGCUAACGUUCGGUUUGCUGCUGCCAGCUCCGAGCCAGCUGAGACGGUAUCUGUUUUUGCAUUGGAUUAUGACUAUGUGCAAAUUCCUUACGAGGUCACCCUCUGGAUACUCCUAGCAUCCCUUGCAAAAAUAGGCUUCCACCUCUACCACCGGCUGCCGGGCCUCAUGCCCGAGAGCUGCCUGCUCAUCCUCGUCGGGGCGCUGGUGGGAGCCAUUAUCUUCGGCACUGAUCACAAAUCGCCUCCCGUCAUGGAUUCGAGCAUCUACUUCCUGUACCUCCUUCCGCCCAUCGUCCUGGAGGGCGGGUACUUCAUGCCCACGCGGCCCUUCUUCGAGAACAUCGGCUCCAUCCUCUGGUGGGCGGGGCUGGGGGCCCUGAUCAACGCCUUCGGCAUCGGCCUCUCGCUCUACCUCGUCUGCCAGGUCCAGGCCUUCGGCCUAAGCGACGUCAACAUGCUUCAGAACCUACUGUUCGGGAGCCUGAUCUCGGCCGUGGACCCCGUGGCUGUGCUGGCCGUGUUCGAGGAGGCGCAUGUGAACGAGCAGCUGUACAUGAUGAUCUUCGGCGAGGCCCUCCUCAAUGAUGGCAUCAGUGUGGUCUUAUAUAACAUCUUAAUCGCCUUCACAAAGAUGCAUAAAUUUGAAGACAUAGAACCUGUGGACAUUUUGGCUGGAUGUGCCCGAUUCAUUAUUGUGGGGUGCGGGGGAGUAUUUUUCGGCGUCAUUUUUGGAUUCAUUUCUGCAUUUAUCACACGUUUCACUCAGAACAUCUCCGCGAUUGAACCCCUCAUUGUCUUCAUGUUCAGCUACUUGUCCUACUUAGUAGCUGAGACGCUCUAUCUCUCUGGCAUCCUGGCAAUCACCGCCUGUGCAGUGACAAUGAAAAAGUAUAUAGAAGAAAACGUGUCCCAGACAUCCUACACGACCAUCAAGUAUUUCAUGAAGAUGCUGAGCAGUGUCAGUGAGACCCUGAUCUUCAUCUUCAUGGGUGUGUCCACCAUUGGAAAGAACCACGAAUGGAACUGGGCCUUCAUCUGCUUCACCCUGAUCUUCUGCCAGAUCUGGAGGGCCAUCAGCGUGUUUGCUCUCUUCUAUGUCAGUAACCAGUUUCGGACUUUCCCAUUCUCCAUCAAGGACCAGUGCAUAAUUUUCUACAGUGGUGUCCGAGGAGCUGGAAGUUUUUCACUUGCAUUUUUGCUUCCUCUGUCUCUUUUUCCUAGGAAGAAACUGUUUGUCACUGCUACUCUAGUAGUUAUAUAUUUUACUGUAUUUAUUCAGGGAAUCACAAUUGGUCCUCUGGUCAGGUACCUGGAUGUUAGAAAGACCAAUAAAAAAGAAUCCAUCAAUGAAGAGCUUCAUACCCGUCUGAUGGAUCACUUGAAGGCUGGAAUUGAAGAUGUGUGUGGGCAGUGGAGCCACUACCAAGUGAGAGACAAGUUUAAGAAGUUUGAUCAUAAAUAUUUACGGAAAAUCCUAAUCCGAGAGAACCUGCCAAAAUCAAGCAUCGUUUCUUUGUACAAGAAGCUGGAAAUGAAACAAGCUAUUGAGAUGGUGGAGACUGGGAUACUAAGUUCUACAGCCUCUUCCAUCCCCCUUCAGGCCCAGAGGAUGCAAGAAACCAAAAGACUCUCCCCUGAAGAUGUGGAGUCCAUGAGGGACAUUCUGACACACAACAUGUACCAAGUUCGACAAAGGACCCUGUCCUACAACAAAUACAACCUCAAACCCCAAACGAGUGAGAAGCAGGCGAAAGAGAUUCUGAUCCGCCGCCGGAACACCUUCAGGGAGAGCGCAAGGAAGGGCCACAGCCUGCCCCGGGGAAAGCCGGCUGGUACCAAAAACAUCCGCUACCUGUCCUUUCCCUAUAGCCAUCCUCCGCCAGCAAGCAGAGAUGGGAGGGUGGCUGAAUUCACAGAUAUCGACGGCAGUGAUUCAGAGCUCCCAUCCGUCAUGUUCAGCACACACUCCCCUAAAGGGCCGCUUCAGGAAAGCCGACGGACACAAGAAAAAAUUCCGAUGAAGAGCUUACACAGAGGAAGGAAGCCACCCCACUCUGGUUAUCAAAGAAAUACGAGCCAAGAAGAGCACCUGGGUGGGGGCAGAAGGGCGAUUUUAAGGCCCAAACCACUCUUUCACGCCCUGGAUGAGGAGUUCAAAUCUGGGGAGGAGAGUGAGGAAGAGGCCUCAGCAAUUGGGUCCCAAUGGUCAGCGGAGCAAAGAGCCAUCAGGGCCCUCCACAGGUCCCACAGACCUUUGCUCCAAAGAAAGUAG